This is a messenger RNA of Humulus lupulus (European hop), 3017 nucleotides long. RefSeq names its product protein FAR1-RELATED SEQUENCE 7-like. Bases 422 to 2677 code for a protein of 751 amino acids. Gene Ontology annotation, biological process: regulation of DNA-templated transcription. Lineage: Eukaryota; Viridiplantae; Streptophyta; Magnoliopsida; Rosales; Cannabaceae. Gene Ontology annotation, molecular function: zinc ion binding. The record is from RefSeq and is a predicted model, not a curated record. The transcript is spliced from 2 exons.
AUGAGAUAUAUGGUAUUUAGGUCAACACUUUAGAAGAGAAGAAGAUAGAAAGACAAAAACCCAAAAACCAAAAUCAAAUCCCCAAAAUAUUUCAUUCUUUCUAUUACUUCAAACCCUUUUCCUUCUUCUACUGCUACUAUACUAACUCAUUUAUAUCUAUAAAACCCAAAAGCUGUUUACACAGAUUCUCUCUCAUUUUCUUUCUUGACAAAUACCUUUUUUUCGCGCCAAAAAAAAAAUCCAAUGCCACCCUCUAAAUUACAUCUGCUUAACGAAAUCAGCUCAAUCUCGAUGUUUUAAUUAUCUUAGAUAUGGGCGUGGAACCGAGCUCCAGCCACUUCACGGAUUUCAGAAGUUCAGGUACGAUCCUAACGGCAUAGGUUUUGGGCACACAGUGGUGUUGAAGGCCUAUCCAGUUGGUAUGGUCCCUGCAAUGAAUGAUGUUAUAGAGGAUGAAGGGGAGUCUAGACUAGAACCAUAUGUGGGUUUAGAGUUUGAUUCUGCAGACGAGGCAAGAGAAUUCUACAAUUUGUAUGCUAGGCGUGUGGGAUUUAAGAUUCGGACUGGUCAGCUGUAUCGCUCACGAACUAACGGGACUGUUUCUUCUCGAAGAUUUGUGUGCUCGAAGGAGGGAUUUCAGCUCAAUUCACGGACAGGAUGUCCAGCAUUGAUUAAAGUGCAAAGGCGUGAUUCUGGAAAGUGGGUGGUUGACCUUUUCUUGAAGGACCACAAUCAUGAUCUCGGACUAGCUGGGGAAAGCCCUCCUCCUCCUCUAUUGCUCCAGAAGACUCCGUUAGCUGCAAAGUCGGUAGUUACUGUGUCCCAUAGGCCGAGAACGAAGUUGAUUGAGGAAGUUGAGGAUGGGAGGCCUUCUCCCUCUGGAAUUAUCAAUAUCAAACGCCUUAAGAGGGAUGGAGAGGAACUGCAAUCCAAAGUUGAACCAUUUUCUGGUCUGGAGUUCAACUCGGCUAAUGAAGCAUACCAAUUUUAUCAGGCAUAUGCAGCUAGUAAAGGAUUUAGUAUCCGGAUUGGUCAAUUGUUUCGUUCGAAGCUUGAUGGAUCAAUCACAUCUCGGCGGUUUGUGUGUUCGAAGGAAGGAUUUCAGCAUCCAUCAAGACUUGGCUGUGGGGCUUUCAUGAGAAUUAAAAGACUAGAAUCUGGAAGAUGGGUAGUGGACCGGCUUCAGAAAGGCCAUAAUCAUGAACUUGAGCUUCAACUGGAACUUCAUAAAAAAAGUGUUACUGCUUCGAAAAGGUUGUUAGAGGAGGAGAGCGGUGGACUAGAAAAUGAGGACAUUUUCAACAUAAGCACUGCUAACAUUGUCAAAAGAAGUCGAGAAAAUCACAUAGGAAGUGAUUGGUACCGUGUGCUUUUAGAGUAUUUUCAAACCAGACAAGCCGAAGAUACAAGUUUCUUUUAUGCAGUAGAAGUUGAUAAUGGCAGUUGCAUGAGUAUUUUCUGGGCUGAUGGAAGGUCAAGAUUUUCUGCUAGUCAGUUUGGUGAUGCCAUUAUUCUUGAUACCUCUUAUAGGAAAAGUAUCUAUUUGGUGCCAUUUGCCACUUUUAUUGGAAUUAACCACCACAAGCAACCAGUGCUUCUUGCCUGUGCCCUGAUUGCUGAUGAAUCGGAGGAAGCUUUCACCUGGUUGUUUCAAACAUGGCUGAGGGCAGUAUCAGGGCUCCAUCCGCUUUCAAUAAUAGCUGAUCAAGACAAGGCGAUCCAGCAUUCUAUCAAGAAAGUAUUUCCAAAUACCCACCACCGAUUUUCCUUGUGGCAACUUAAGGCUAAGGAAAGGGAAUAUCUGAAUUUGAUGGAAGGCUCUUUACGGUACGAAUAUGAAAAGUGCAUUUACCAGAGUGAGACAGUUGAUGAAUUUGAAGCCUCGUGGACUAUGCUUUUAAGCAGAUUUGGCUUGAUAGAGAAUGCUUGGCUGAAAGAAAUGUAUGAAAAGCGAGAAAGUUGGGUCCCAGCAUACUUACGCAGCACCUUUUUUGCGGGCAUUACUCUGAAUGAUAAUGUUGAAUCAUUCUUCGGGACGUUUCUGAAUGCUCAAACACCACUAGUAGAAUUUGUUUCGCGAUAUGAAAGAGGUGUUGAGCGACGUCGUGAAGAAGAAAGAAAAGAGGAUUUCAAUUCUUAUAACUUGCAGGUGCUCUUGCAGACAAAAGAACCAGUAGAAGAACAAUGUAGAAGGCUUUAUACACUUUCUGUUUUUAAGAUAUUUCAGAAAGAACUUCUACAAUCUUAUGGAUAUCUUGGGUUCAAGAUUUAUGAAGAAGGAGCCCUUAGCAGAUAUUUGGUGCGUAAGGGUGGGAAUGACAAUGAGAAAUGUGUAGUCACCUUUAGCGCAUCCAAUCUCAAUGUUAGUUGCAGCUGCGAAAUGUUUGAAUUUGAAGGUGUGCUGUGCAGACAUAUCUUGAGAGUUUUCCAAAUACUGGACGUAAGAGAAAUCCCCUCUCGUUAUAUUUUACAUCGGUGGACAAGAAAUGCCGAGUACGGUACUCUUCAUGAUUUCGAAUCAGCAAGAAGCUCUCAAGAACUCAAGGCUCUGAUGGUAUGGAGUUUAAGAGAAACAGCCUCUAAAUACGUAGAGGCUGGAGCAGCUUCUUUUGAAAAGCACAAACUUGCCUAUGAGAUUAUGCGAGAGGGUGGAAGAAAGCUUUGUUGGCAAAGGUAAGUGCUUGAUUGAAUAAGGUCAGAUAUCUCUCCAAAGAUAACUUUUUGUAGCUUUUAACUCCAUAUGUAGCUACUCUGCUUUUUCAUGGGGACCUUAGUUAUGUAACUGAAGACCAUAAAUGUACCAUUGGUAAUAAUUCUUGCCCUUAUCAAAACCAAGAUGUUGUAUAUAUAUAGUGCUUGAUGCGGAAUACAUUUCUUCUACAUACCCAGUUCUCCAAAUCUCAUCCACUGGGCAGUGGCUAGUGGCUACAGGCAUUUUGUUGUAGUUGAUUUUCUUUUUUGGUCCUUGACUCCCAACAAACUGGAGCUAUACAAUUGCAAGGCAUUUUAGAUUUUCA